Messenger RNA from Pogona vitticeps (central bearded dragon), 1912 nucleotides. It is a transcript of the gene KICS2, whose product is annotated as KICSTOR subunit 2. The record is from RefSeq and is a predicted model, not a curated record. Gene Ontology annotation, cellular component: KICSTOR complex. NCBI's taxonomy places the organism in Eukaryota, Metazoa, Chordata, Lepidosauria, Squamata, Agamidae. Gene Ontology annotation, biological process: cellular response to amino acid starvation; negative regulation of TORC1 signaling; cellular response to glucose starvation.
GCCGUUACGCGCGCGCGCGUGUCUCUCUGUGUGUAUGUGUGUAGCCCGCCGAGCGUGUAUCUGGGGAAGCAGCGCCCAGCGAAGAAGCCGAGGGCGUCGCGGCCGGCGAAUGGGGGAGGCGAUCCCGCUGGGCGCGCCGGUGCCGGUGGAGCAGGCGGUGCUGGAGACCUUCUUCUCGCAUCUGGGCAUCUUCUCCUACGAUAAGGCCAAGGACAAUGUGGAGAAGGAGCGGGAGGCGAACAAGAGCGCCGGCGCCAGUUGGCUUUCGCUGCUGGCCGGGCUGGGCCACCUGGCCGCGGCCGAGAAGGCCUAUCACAGUAUGACCUUCCUGGGCCAGAAACUAGGUGGGCAAUCAUUCUUCAGCCGAAAGGACUCCAUACGAACCAUAUACACAUCGCUGCACAAUGAACUGAAGAAAGUGGUGGCAACAGGCCGGAAUGCAGUGGGAGGGACAGCCCCACACCUAGAGGAACUGCUUUCUCACCUAUCUGAACAGCUCUGCUUUUUUGUUCAAGCACGGAUGGAAAUUGCUGACUUUUAUGAAAAAAUGUAUAGUCUCAGUACUCAAAAGUUUAUCAACUCUGAAGAACUGAUAAACUUCUUGGAAUCCAUACUAAAAAAAUACAGCUCAAGAUUUCAUCAUCCAAUCCUGAGUCCUCUUGAAAGCAGUUUCCAGUUAGAAGCCGAUGUGCUUACUCAUCUUUUGAAGGCCCAGGCACAGAUCUCGGAGUGGAAAUUCCUCCCAUCCUUGGUGAAUUUGCACAACGCGCACACAAAGCUACAAACCUGGGGCCAGAUUUUUGAGAAGCAACGAGAAACUAAGAAACACUUGUUUGGUGGACAGUCGCAAAAGGCUGUACAGCCUCCUCACCUUUUCCUGUGGCUGAUGAAGCUAAAGAAUAUCCUCCUUGCCAAAUUUAGCUUUUACUUUCAUGAGGCACUCAGUCGACAGACAACACCAUCUGAAAUGAAAGCUUUGACUGCAAAAGCCAAUCCCGAUUAUUUUGGCAAAAUUUCCAGCUUCAUUAGGAAAUAUGAUGCUGUUAAUGUCUCGUUAAUCUUUGAUAACCGUGGAUCAGAAAGCUUUCAGGGACAUGGUUAUCAUCAUCCACAUUCCUACAGGGAAGCCCCAAAAGGAGUUGAUCAGUAUCCAGCAGUAGUAUCUCUCCCUAAUGAUAGACCAGUUAUGCAUUGGCCCAAUGUCAUUAUGAUUAUGACUGACAAAGCUUCUGACCUGAACACAUUGGAAAAGGUGGUCCACUUCUAUGAUGACAAAGUUCAAAGCACAUAUUUCUUGACUCGUCCUGAACCUCACUUUACCAUUGUAGUUAUUUUUGAAUCCAAAAAGUCUGAGAGAGACUCCCACUUUAUCUCUUUUCUCAAUGAAAUUUCAUAUUCCCUUAAGAACUCUAAAGCAUUUGCAAGUCUGAAGCCUGGAUUUAAAGGGUAAAAGUAUUGACUAUUAAGGCAGCAUAUUGGACUGUGAAGAAGCAACAAGCUCUAGGCUCCUAGAAAUGUUCAUUUUGCAUAUUUUUUUAAAGGAGGUAAUUAUUUUGCUAUUCAGUAUUUAAUGGUAAAUAUUAAUAUUAAACAUUUUUGGAAAGAAUCUGAAUGAUAUAAAGCUGAAUUGGUAACAUGAAAACUACACAAAUAUGCACUAAAAUCAUCAAUAUGAUAUUUUGCUCAACUGCUGUAUUAAUUAUUUUUUUAAAUCUGUGAUACAUUGUUGACCUUACCUGAAUGGAAUAUAUGCACUUUAUCUUUUGCUGGUUAACAUCUGCUGGAAACUCAGUUUGAAUAGCGUUUUGGGGUGAUUUUUUUAUUCCAAGAUCUGUUUCAUAAAGUACUCUUCAGUCAUAGUCACUGGAAGGUUUUGGAAGGAAAUAAUUGCAAUAAAUUAAAUGCAUCAUUG